AGCUGUUAAUUUUUUUGGGUGGCCCCAGCUGUAAGUGCGCUAAGUGUGUCAUUUACCGGCACUGCAUUGCGAAUUCUGACGAAAUUGUUGUUAUUAUAAGCAAUACUAAGUUAAAAACAGAAACUUACGAAAUAUAUUAUACACAACGUUGCCUACAUACUGCUCAAAAUGGUGGUCAGGCCCUACGUUGAGGAGCUGAAGUAUUUGGAGAAGAUCAAUGAUAACUGCUGGCGUAUCAAGAAGGGCUUCCAGCCCAAUAUGAAUGUGGACGGUGUCUUCUACGUGAACAGCCGCCUGGAGCGGCUCAUGCUGGAGGAGCUAAAGAACUCUUGCCGUCCAGGUGCCGUUGGUGGUUUUCUACCUGGCGUGAAGCAGAUUGCAAAUGUGGCCGCAUUGCCAGGCAUCGUCGGCCGCUCAAUCGGAUUACCGGACAUACAUUCCGGCUAUGGCUUUGCCAUCGGCAACAUGGCAGCAUUUGACAUGGAUGAUCCGUUGUCAGUGGUCAGCCCUGGAGGCGUAGGGUUCGACAUUAAUUGCGGUGUGCGUUUACUACGCACCAAUUUGUUUGAAAAGGAUGUGCAGCCAUUGAAGGAGCAGUUGGCACAAUCGCUUUUCGAUCAUAUACCAGUGGGUGUAGGAUCUAAAGGUAUUAUACCAAUGAAUGCACGCGACUUGGAGGAAGCCCUUGAAAUGGGCAUGGAUUGGUCAUUGCGCGAGGGCUACGUCUGGGCUGAGGACAAAGAGCAUUGCGAGGAGUAUGGUCGAAUGCUGAACGCCGAUCCGGCCAAGGUGAGCAUGCGUGCCAAGAAGCGUGGCCUACCUCAGCUGGGCACAUUGGGCGCCGGCAAUCACUACGCCGAAAUUCAAGUGGUGGACGAGAUCUACGACAAGUGGAGCGCCUCGAAAAUGGGCAUUGAGGAGAAGGGUCAGGUGGUUGUCAUGAUACACUCGGGCAGUCGCGGCUUCGGUCAUCAAGUGGCCACAGAUGCACUCGUCGAAAUGGAAAAGGCCAUGAAGCGCGACAAGAUUGAAACGAAUGAUCGCCAAUUGGCGUGUGCGCGCAUCAACUCUACAGAAGGCCAGGAUUACUUAAAGGCUAUGGCUGCUGCCGCCAAUUUUGCAUGGGUGAAUCGCAGCUCGAUGACCUUCCUCACGCGUCAGGCCUUUGCCAAGAUGUUUAACACCACGCCCGAUGAUCUGGAUAUGCACGUCAUCUACGAUGUCUCGCACAAUAUCGCCAAGGUGGAGAACCAUAUUGUGGACGGCAAGGAGCGGAAGCUACUAGUGCAUCGCAAGGGCUCUACGCGCGCUUUCCCGCCACAUCAUCCACUGAUCCCUGUUGACUACCAGUUAACUGGACAACCUGUGCUCGUUGGCGGCACAAUGGGCACCUGUAGCUACGUCUUGACCGGCACCGAGCGCGGCAUGCAGGAAACAUUUGGCAGCACCUGCCACGGCGCGGGUCGCGCUUUGUCACGCGCUAAGUCGCGUCGUAAUCUGGACUACAAAGAAGUGCUGGAGAAACUGGAUCAAAUGGGCAUUGCCAUACGCGUUGCUAGUCCAAAACUAGUCAUGGAAGAGGCACCAGAAGCAUACAAAGAUGUCACUGACGUCGUGGACACCUGCCAUGCCGCUGGCAUUAGCAAGAAGUGUAUUAAAAUGCGACCCAUUGCAGUUAUCAAGGGCUGAAUACCCUAAUUACAUAGUGUAUUAUAUAGGAGAAGACAGAAGCCGAUGUGAAACAUUUUGCCGAUUAUUUAUUUCUAUACUUUUCAUUCUUAUUGAGGAUGGGAUGAGGAUAAUAAAGCUGUGCAAAAAUUAUCCUAGCAUAAUUGUAUAUAAAUUAAGUAUAUGUUUCUUGAUCAGCCAAGUGUAUUUAAACGUUGUU
Drosophila hydei is the source of this 1888-nucleotide messenger RNA. RefSeq names its product tRNA-splicing ligase RtcB homolog (gene RtcB). NCBI's taxonomy places the organism in Eukaryota, Metazoa, Arthropoda, Insecta, Diptera, Drosophilidae. Gene Ontology annotation, biological process: tRNA splicing, via endonucleolytic cleavage and ligation. The transcript has 2 exons. Bases 169 to 1689 code for a protein of 506 amino acids. Gene Ontology annotation, cellular component: tRNA-splicing ligase complex; nucleus. Gene Ontology annotation, molecular function: RNA ligase (ATP) activity. The record is from RefSeq and is a predicted model, not a curated record.